This is a messenger RNA of Vanderwaltozyma polyspora DSM 70294, 1704 nucleotides long. It is a transcript of the gene VAC8, whose product is annotated as protein anchor VAC8. The coding region runs from base 1 to 1704 and encodes 567 amino acids. Gene Ontology annotation, biological process: nucleus-vacuole junction assembly; vacuole inheritance. The record is from RefSeq and is a predicted model, not a curated record. Gene Ontology annotation, molecular function: protein binding; protein-membrane adaptor activity. The transcript has a single exon. NCBI's taxonomy places the organism in Eukaryota, Fungi, Ascomycota, Saccharomycetes, Saccharomycetales, Saccharomycetaceae. Gene Ontology annotation, cellular component: fungal-type vacuole membrane.
AUGGGUGGUUGUUGCAGUUGUUUGAGAGAGUCUACUUCGGAAGAAACCAAUGUAUUACCAAUCGCUGAUAAUGAGCGUGAAGCUGUGACAGCUUUAUUAGGAUUUUUGGAAGAUAAAGAUCGUUAUGAUUUUUAUUCUGGAGGUCCUUUAAAAGCUUUGACCACUCUAGUUUAUUCAGAUAAUUUAAAUCUACAAAAAAGUGCAGCUUUGGCAUUCGCUGAGAUUACUGAAAAAUAUGUACGUCCUGUUGGUCGUGAAGUAUUAGAUCCAAUUCUAAUAUUAUUAAGAAGUUCAGAUCCACAAAUUCAGGUUGCAGCAUGUGCGGCUUUGGGUAAUUUAGCAGUUAACAAUGAAAAUAAAGUUUUGAUUGUAGAAAUGGGAGGAUUGAAGCCAUUAAUUAAUCAAAUGAUGGGAGAUAACGUGGAGGUUCAAUGUAAUGCAGUAGGUUGUAUUACAAAUUUGGCUACUCAAGAUGAUAAUAAACACAAAAUCGCUACUUCAGGAGCUUUAAUCCCACUAACAAGAUUGGCAAAAUCAAAGCAUAUUAGAGUUCAGAGAAACGCCACAGGUGCUCUAUUAAAUAUGACACAUUCUGGCGAAAACAGAAAAGAAUUAGUAAAUGCUGGCGCAGUCCCUGUUCUAGUAUCAUUAUUGUCAUCUACUGAUCCAGAUGUUCAAUAUUAUUGUACUACUGCAUUAUCAAACAUAGCUGUCGAUGAAUCAAACAGAAAAACAUUAGCUCAAACAGAACCCCGUUUAGUAUCUAAACUUGUUUCCUUAAUGGAUUCUCCUUCCCAAAGAGUUAAAUGUCAGGCUACUCUAGCUUUAAGAAAUUUAGCAUCCGAUACCAGUUAUCAAUUAGAAAUAGUUAGAGCAGGAGGUUUACCACAUUUAGUCAAACUAAUUCAAAGUGACUCGAUGCCUUUGGUAUUGGCAAGUGUUGCUUGUAUAAGGAAUAUUUCCAUUCAUCCUCUAAACGAAGGUCUGAUUGUAGAUGCAGGUUUCUUAAAACCACUGGUUAACCUAUUAGAUUAUAAAGAUUCGGAAGAAAUUCAAUGCCAUGCAGUAUCUACAUUGAGAAAUUUAGCUGCUUCCUCAGAAAAAAAUAGAAAAGAAUUCUUCGAAAGUGGUGCUGUUGAAAAAUGUAAAGAUCUGGCUUUGAACUCACCAAUAAGUGUACAAUGUGAAAUUUCUGCAUGUUUUGCAAUUUUGGCAUUAGCCGACGUUUCAAAAAUAACAUUAUUAAAUUUGAAUAUCCUUGAUGCAUUAAUCCCAAUGACUUUCUCUAAAAAUCAAGAAGUUUCUGGUAAUGCAGCCGCUGCAUUAGCAAAUCUAUGCUCUAGGAUUAAUAAUUACUCAAAAGUGAUGGAUGCAUGGGAUCAACCAAAUGAUGGUAUUCGUGGAUUUUUGGUUAGAUUUUUACAAAGCGGUUACGUUACUUUUGAACAUAUCGCUUUAUGGACUAUUUUACAAUUACUUGAAAGUCAUAACGAUAGAGUUGUUCAAUUAGUCAGGAAUGAUAAAGAUAUAAUAGAUGGUGUUAAAUAUAUGGCUGAUGUGACAUAUGAACGUAUUCAAAGAUCAGAUGCUGAUUCGAAGAAUGCUGAUAAUGAUUUAGUCAAUUCGGCAAAUUCAGAACAACCUGAAGAUGCUAGUAUGGACUUGUACAAUAUUACACAACAAAUUCUACAAUUUUUGAAUUGA